This is a messenger RNA of Condylura cristata (star-nosed mole), 1763 nucleotides long. It is a transcript of the gene ANGPTL7, whose product is annotated as angiopoietin-like 7. The transcript has 5 exons. The coding region runs from base 414 to 1448 and encodes 344 amino acids. NCBI's taxonomy places the organism in Eukaryota, Metazoa, Chordata, Mammalia, Eulipotyphla, Talpidae. The record is from RefSeq and is a predicted model, not a curated record.
UCCUGUCUCAGCACAGAGACUACAGGCAAGGAAAGAAAGACUCAGAAAGCAAGACUCGCCACUGUCUCCCUCCUCCCCGCCCCUGGCCUCAGUUCACGCUGACUUCACUCGACAGGCACCUGGCCCUCCCAGAUGAGCUGGGAGGGGCUCGAGCACCAUGCGUAGCCAUGGUUGGGGUGGAGGUGCCGGCAGCAGACAAUAUUUAAGAGUCUGGAGAGCAAUCGGGCUGGGGAAGGAGAGCUGCAGGGUCUCCAGUUAAGCUGCGCUAGAGAGGGCAAGGAAAGCGAGCAACAGAGCAGCGAGCCUGUCACGAGUGAGCACAAGGCUGCGAGACGCUGCAGCUUGGCGAGCCUGGGCUGGGAAUAUCCUGAUUCCCCCACAGGCAGACCCUCCUCCACCCAGGCCCACGGAAGAUGCUGAGAAGGUGCCUCUCGGCUGUUGGCUGGCUCUGCAUUUCCAUCGCGGUCUUCGUCAGCCACCCAGUCUGGCCACAAAAGCCGCCGAAGCCCAAGACACCUGCACAGCUCAAAGCGGCCGCCUGCUGUAAGGAGGUGAAGGAGCUCAAGGCCCAAACUGCCAACCUAAGCAGUCUGCUGGGCGAGCUGCGCAAGAAGCAGGAGCAGGACUGGGUGAGCGUGGUCAUGCAGGUGAUGGAGCUGGAGAGCAGCAACAAGCGCAUGGAGUCCCGGCUCACAGAUGCCGAGAGCAGGUUCUCCCAGAUGAACAACCAGAUCGACAUCAUGCAGCUGCAGGCGGCGCAGACCGUCACGCAGACUUCCGCAGACGCCAUCUACGACUGCUCUUCCCUCUACCAGAAGAACUACCGCAUCUCUGGCGUGUACAAGCUUCCUCCUGAUGACUUCCUGGGCAGCCCUGAAAUGGAGGUAUUCUGCGACAUGGCGACAGCAGGAGGCGGCUGGACCGUCAUCCAGAGGCGAAAGAGCGGCCUCGUCUCCUUCUCCCGGGACUGGCGGCAGUACAAGCAGGGCUUCGGCAGCGUCCGCGGGGACUUCUGGCUGGGGAAUGAAAACAUCCACCGGCUCUCCCGGCGGCCGACCCGGCUCCGUGUGGAGCUGGAGGACUGGGAGGGCGACGUGCGCUACGCUGAGUACAGCCACUUCGUUCUGGGCAAUGAACUGAACAGCUACCGCCUCUUCGUGGGGAACUACAGUGGCAACGCGGGGAACGACGCCCUCGUCUACCAUAACAACACGGCCUUCAGCACCAAGGACAAGGACAACGACAACUGCUUAGACAAGUGCGCAGAGAUCCGCAAAGGUGGGUACUGGUACAACUGCUGCACGGACUCCAACCUCAACGGCGUCCACUACCGCCUCGGCGAGCACACCAAGCACCUGGAUGGCAUCACCUGGUAUGGCUGGCAUGGGUCUAGCUACUCCCUCAAGCGGGUGGAGAUGAAAAUCCGCCCAGAAGACUUCCAGCCCUGAAGGAGGCUUGUUGUGGAGCAGGACUGGAGAAAUGGGAAAAAGUGGAGGCCGGAGAAGGAAAGGCAGGCUCUGAGAAACACAACAGCAGGAUGCGCCAGGAUGUUGAACGGGUAGACGAGCAUUUCAGCACAGCAGGUCCUGACACACUUGCUGAGGUGGGAUGGGGCCUAGCCUGAGUGCUGCGACCCCUGACAGAGCAGUAGCUUGUGCUAUGCUUGUGCACGAUUCUUCUGGGAACAAAAAAUACUGAGAUCAGUUCAUUUCCCCCAAGGCCUACAUUAUGUGAAAGUAGAAAAUAAAGCUUCUUAAAAGGAA